This is a messenger RNA of Phragmites australis (common reed), 1642 nucleotides long. Its product is annotated as tubulin beta chain. Bases 107 to 1447 code for a protein of 446 amino acids. The record is from RefSeq and is a predicted model, not a curated record. Lineage: Eukaryota; Viridiplantae; Streptophyta; Magnoliopsida; Poales; Poaceae. Gene Ontology annotation, molecular function: GTP binding; structural constituent of cytoskeleton; GTPase activity. The transcript has 3 exons. Gene Ontology annotation, cellular component: microtubule; cytoplasm. Gene Ontology annotation, biological process: microtubule cytoskeleton organization; mitotic cell cycle.
CCCACCCGCUCCCCCAUUUCCCAAAAUCCACAACACAUACCCGCGCCUCCGCCUCCGCCUCACAAAACCUCGCCGCAACCCUAGCCCCACCUCGCCGUCCGCCACAAUGAGGGAGAUCCUGCACAUACAGGGUGGCCAGUGCGGCAACCAGAUCGGGGCCAAGUUCUGGGAGGUGAUCUGCGACGAGCACGGCAUCGACCACAGCGGCAAGUACUCGGGCGACUCCGACCUCCAGCUCGAGCGCAUCAACGUCUACUACAACGAGGCCAGCGGCGGGCGCUUCGUCCCGCGCGCCGUGCUCAUGGACCUCGAGCCAGGUACCAUGGACUCCGUGCGCUCGGGGCCAUACGGCCAGAUCUUCCGCCCCGAUAACUUCGUCUUCGGCCAGUCCGGCGCCGGGAACAACUGGGCCAAGGGCCACUACACCGAGGGCGCCGAGCUCAUCGACUCCGUCCUCGACGUCGUCCGCAAGGAGGCCGAGAACUGUGACUGCCUCCAAGGAUUUCAGGUUUGCCACUCAUUGGGAGGAGGCACUGGUUCUGGUAUGGGUACCCUGCUCAUCUCAAAGAUCAGGGAGGAGUACCCAGAUAGGAUGAUGUUGACCUUCUCAGUUUUCCCAUCGCCAAAGGUGUCUGAUACGGUUGUAGAACCUUACAAUGCUACACUCUCUGUUCAUCAACUUGUUGAGAAUGCUGAUGAGUGUAUGGUCCUUGACAAUGAAGCUCUUUACGACAUCUGCUUCCGCACUCUGAAGCUUGCUACACCCACUUUUGGUGAUCUGAACCAUCUUAUUUCGGCAACUAUGAGUGGUGUUACCUGCUGCCUGCGGUUCCCAGGCCAGCUGAACUCUGACCUUCGGAAGCUUGCAGUCAACUUGAUACCCUUCCCUCGUCUCCAUUUCUUCAUGGUUGGCUUUGCACCCCUGACCUCAAGGGGAUCCCAGCAGUACCGCGCCCUCACUGUUCCCGAGCUGACACAGCAGAUGUGGGAUGCCAAGAACAUGAUGUGCGCUGCCGAUCCCCGGCACGGACGCUACCUCACGGCCUCCGCCAUGUUCCGCGGGAAGAUGAGCACCAAGGAGGUGGACGAGCAGAUGCUGAAUGUGCAGAACAAGAACUCGUCCUACUUUGUGGAGUGGAUCCCGAACAACGUGAAGUCGAGCGUGUGCGACAUCCCUCCCAGGGGCCUGAAGAUGGCAUCCACCUUCGUCGGCAACUCCACCUCGAUCCAGGAGAUGUUCCGGCGCGUGAGCGAGCAGUUCACGGCCAUGUUCAGGCGGAAGGCCUUCUUGCACUGGUACACCGGGGAGGGCAUGGACGAGAUGGAGUUCACCGAGGCCGAGAGCAACAUGAACGACCUGGUGGCCGAGUACCAGCAGUACCAGGACGCCACGGCCGACGAGGACGAGGAAGAGUACUACGACGAGGAGGAAGAGGUUGCUGCCUAAGCCACCUGCCUAGCUUCUCACUAGAUGUGCGUUGUGUUGUGGUGCCUUUAGAUCUUCUUUAGGUGGUUUGUUGGUUCUAGUUGCUCUAUAUUGAUCGUGUGUUUAUGUUGCAAAGCUUGACAGUGGACCUACUACUAGAUCCUGGAAUUGUUAAUUUUGAAUUUGUCCAGAAGCAAAAGAUUUACAAAACUCAAA